Messenger RNA from Nycticebus coucang (slow loris), 4791 nucleotides. It is a transcript of the gene TMPO, whose product is annotated as thymopoietin. NCBI's taxonomy places the organism in Eukaryota, Metazoa, Chordata, Mammalia, Primates, Lorisidae. The transcript is spliced from 4 exons. The record is from RefSeq and is a predicted model, not a curated record. Gene Ontology annotation, molecular function: DNA binding. The coding region runs from base 1338 to 3416 and encodes 692 amino acids.
CUUAAUCAUGUAGAAAUCAGAUAAACAUUUUAAAAAAUUAAGGCAUCUUCUAGAGCAUAAUUUAUAGUUCAGAAUCUUGGGAAAUGAUUGAAAAACCCUAAUCCAACAUCAACUUCUUUUCCUGGUUUUCAUUUGCACCAGUAAUACGGGUUUGACUAAGGUUCCGGCCUAAAUAUAGGUCACUGGGUUACCUCUAGGAUUAAAAUCUAAGAUGCACCAUCUCAGUUAUUUCAGGCUGGCCAUUAAAGGGCUCCUAAAGGUUCCAUUUCAUUUGGUUAAGUUAUCCAACGUUACGUUUGAUCGAGUUAUGGUAAAAUAUUUAUAUGGGGGGGGUGUCUAACCCAGGGACAGCUUUCAACGAAAACGCAUCCAGGGAUGCGUCUUCAACCCCAACUGUUCGACACAAACAACUGGAAAAUGCCCCAGCCUUUACCGUAAGAAGCUCAUGGUAUAUUUAAUACAUUUUUUUUUUUCUCAAAGCAAGGACAUUCUUAAGUGCCCUGUAGUAGAAGUCUGGCUUGUCCUGAAUUUCAAGAACAAAAGAUGCGUUCGCGAGCAGAGAGCAGGGGAUUUAGCUCCCUGCCUCCCCCGCCCCCGCCAGUAAAUCAAAUCCAGGAAUGAAAGUGCCUGCAGACAGCCUCGCUUCUUUUCUUCCCUCCAGGGCUAGCGUGUGGGGAAGGCAAUGCUGCGGCUGCUCUCCGGUGGGUCAGUGUCCCGGGAGGAAGAAAGGCCCAGCCAAGGGUCCUCACAGCUGGCAGGGAAUUCGGCCCGGUCGACCCCCCAGGGGAAGACUUCUUCUCAAGCAGGGGAGAGAGAAGAGACGGCGCCCCAAAGCGGGGCAACCUGUCCUUCUGCGUCGCCCGAGGAGAAGGGCGGAGGAAAUGAAAACACAACCGGACCCAGCGCCCCAGCUCCCGCCCGAGCGGCUUUUAAACUGCGUAUCCACCACCUCUCGCUCGGCGCCGCGGUUAAUGGAACCCGCGCGAGCCGGCCCGCCAAUCACCGUCGCGCUUCCUCCCACCGCCCGCCAAUGGUGGCGCGCGGUCUUGGGGCGUGGGCGAAGCAGGCUGCUCGCCUCCUGCCUGUAGUGUGUGGGCUGGGGUUGGUGACGGCUUCCAGCUUGGCCGCACUUGGUCCGUAGUUGCGCUCCUGGGGCUUUGUGUCGGGGGUCGGCUCGGCUUUGUGUCCGCGAGUUUCCGCUCUGCUCGGCGGCGUCCGUCCCCAGCGGGAGCCGAGAGGCUCGGAGGCGGCCGCGCGGCCCCCGGCCAGGAGCGAGCGCGCCGGCGUGAGCGGCGGCUGGGAGGGCUGCGGGGAAGGGGAUUCGCAGAUCCCCCGCGAUGCCGGAGUUCCUGGAAGACCCCUCGGUCCUGACGAAAGACAAGUUGAAGAGUGAGUUGGUCGCCAACAAUGUGACGCUCCCGGCCGGGGAGCAGCGCAAAGACGUGUACGUACAGCUCUACCUGCAGCACCUCACCGCGCGCAACCGGCCGCCGCUCGCCGCGGGCGCCAACAGCAAGGGGCCCCCGGACUUCUCCAGCGACGAGGAGCGCGAGCCCACCCCGGUCCUCGGCUCCGGGGCCGCCGCCGCGGGCCGCAGCCGGGCCGCCGUCGGCAGGAAAGCCACAAAGAAAACUGAUAAACCCAGAUUAGAAGAUAAAGAUGAUCUAGAUGUGACAGAGCUCACUAAUGAGGAUCUUUUGGAUCAACUUGUGAAAUAUGGAGUGAAUCCUGGUCCUAUUGUAGGAACAACCAGGAAGCUAUAUGAGAAAAAGCUGUUGAAACUUAGGGAACAAGGAACAGAAUCAAGAUCUUCUACUCCUCUGCCAGCAAUUUCUUCAUCUGCAGAAAACACAAGGCAGAAUGGAAGUAAUGAUUCUGACAGAUAUAGUGACAACGAAGAAGGAAAGAAGAAAGAACACAAGAAAGUGAAGUCCACUAGGGAUUUUGUUCCUUUUUCUGAACUUCCAACUACUCCCUCUGGUGGAUUUUUUCAGGGUAUCUCUUUUCCUGAAAUCUCUACCUGUCCUCCUUUGGGCAGUACUGAACUACAGGCAGCUAAGAAAACACAUACUUCUGAGGGAGACCCACGUAGGGGGCCUCUUAUUGCCACAGACUUGCCUGGCAGGGGACAGUUGCAGAAUGUAGUCUCUGGAGGGAAUUUGCUUCUUUCCUCCAAGUCUAGCCAUGAUAGGUGUUUAGAGAAAAGCUCUUCGUCAUCUUCUCAGCAUGAACUCACUGGCAUGUUGGUCUCCACUGCAGCUUCUCCUUCACUGAUUAAAGAAACCACCACUACUUGCUAUAAAGAGAUGGUAGAAAAUAUUUACGGUGGAGAGAAAAGUGGAAUUCAACCAUUAUAUCCUGAGAGGUCCCAUAUUUCAUAUCAGUCAAUUCUCUCCAGUGAAAGGAAAGCACAGGAAGAGCCUGAGAGAUCACAGCUAAUUUCUCCACCACUUGCUCAGGCAAUCAGAGAUUAUGUCAAUUCUCUUUUGGUCCAGGGUGGGGUAGGUAGUUUGCCUGGGACUUCUAACUCUGCACCCCCACUGGAUAUAGAAAACAUAUGCAAGAGAAUUGAUCAAUCUAAGUUUGGAGAAAUUGAAUCCCUGUCUCCUCCAAGAAAAUUUCGUAGACUCAGUGAAAAAGCAGAGGUAAGGGAUUCAGGUUCCUUUGUGACAUUCCAGAAUAUACCUGAAUCUGAACUGAUGUCUUUUGCCAAAAGUGUUGUCUCUCAUUCACUCACUACCUUAGGCAUAGAAAUGUCUAAGGAAUUACAGCAUGAUAAAAUAAAUGCCUCAGAACCGUCUUUUCCCUUACAUGAAUCUAUUUUAAAAGUAAUUGAAGAGGAGUGGCAGCAGAUUGACAGGCAGCUGCCUUCAUUGGCAUGCAAGUAUCCGAUUUCUUCUGGAGAGGCAACACGGAUAUUAUCAGUUCCAAAAGUAGAUGAUGAAAUCCUAGGGUUUAUUUCUGAAGCCACUCCACCAGCAAGUAUUCAGGCAGCCUCCACUGAGUCUUGUGAUAAACAGUUGGACUUGGCACUCUGUAGAGCAUAUGAAGCUGCAGCAUCAGCAUUGCAUAUUGCAACCCAUACCGCCUUUGUAGCUAAGGCUAUGCAGGCAGACAUUAGUCAGGCUGCACAAAUUCUUAGCUCAGAUCCUAGUCGUAUGCAACAGGCACUUGGAAUUUUGAGCAAAACAUAUGAUGCAGCCUCAUAUAUUUGUGAAGCUGCAUUUGAUGAAGUGAAGAUUUCUGCCCAUACUAUGGGAAAUUCCACUGUAGGUCGCCGACAUCUUUGGCUGAAAGAUUGCAAACUUAAUUCAGCUUCUAAGAAUAAGCUGGCUGUUACAUCCUUUAAAGGUGGAACGUUAUUUGGAGGAGAAGUGUAUAAAGUAAUUAAAAAGCGUGGAAAUAAACACCAAUAAAGUUAAGAACAAAGACAUCUAUCUUACCUUUCAUAUGGGAAACUUAAUUAAGAACUUUUUAGGGACUUUGCCUGAGCCCCAGCCUGAAACAUAAAGCCCAGAAGCACUUAGCCUGGCUGGGUGAGUGAUAAGGGAAAAAUUUUUUUUCUAGAAAUUUCAGAUACUUUUAUGCCAAAACUUAUUUUUCUGUUAAGGUCUUUUUAGUCUCUAGAUUAGGCUAAUUUCAAAAUGUUAAGCUUCUACCCAUCAAAUUACUGUAUAAAAGUAAUUUUUUUUUUUUUUUUUUUUUUUAAGAUUUUCACAGAUAACCUGGUACUCUACGUCUCUAAGUACUUGGUUAUUUUCUGUUUUACUUGUACUUUUAUAACUCCUCAAAACGAGGGAAAUUCCAUAACUAGACUAUAAGUAGAGUCUUUGUUUUUUAAUAGCAUGGUAUCUGUUCUCCUUUAUAUCUAGGAUAGAAUUAUACACGUUUUACAAAUUCAGAACAAUGAUUUUGUUCUUUCUGAUACUUCCACCUAAGUGUCUUUUCACGUUCUAGAACUUGUCCAAAUUUUGCUGUUAUUUUCUUUCUUUUGUUUAUUAGUUUUGCCACAUCAUUCAUAAUAUUCUAGACCAGUACAGUUCACAGAGCGAGUCCACAAAUUGUUACCGACUCAGAGACAAGAUAAGCAAACAAGAAUUUAUAUCUAGUGAUGCUUUUUAGAUCAAUGACGGGAUUUAUUUUUUAGUGAAAUUUCAGCAAUAGCAGUAGCAGUGUAAUGUAUUAGUUUAUAUUCUGAUGCAAGUCAUACAUGUCUUCAUGUUCUGGUAUCAUACAGUCAUGAACCAGUACUAAUCCAUGAGAAAUGCUAUCGGAGGUAUAGAUAUUCUGGGAUAGUGCAUACUCACCACAACUAUUUUGUCAUAUGAACUUGAUACUAGAAAAAUGAGGCCUUUUUAAAAUAAUGCUUUUCUUUCAAGUUAUGUUGUAUUUCAAUGAGUGAUUAGGCUUAAUCUAGACUAUAAAGCAAAUUUAAAUUAUUUUUUUAAAAAACCAUAAGAAAUUAUAUCCUAGUAUCUAUAUGUCUGUAUAAAGCAGUUUAAUGUUCUCUUUUCAUUUCUAUGAAUGUAAGAUAAGAAAGCACUAUAGAGGCAUUGUGGAAAAUAGUAGUGUUAAAUAUAACAACAUACGGUCCCUUGCAUACUUCUCUAGCCUAAUAUUACCAUAUUCUUAGAAUAUAAAUGUCCAUCUUUGCAACUUUCUGGGAGUAAUUUUGUUAUUUGUCUUCUGAAAUGUACAUGUAUACAUGUACCUACUAAGUGCUAUGUGAUUUUUUAAAAAUGUAUUAUUGUAGAAUGCUUCUGCAAAUUCAAUAAAGUUGUUAAAUUUGAA